AUAAAGCAGCGAUCUGGCGGAGUCUUGGAGACACAUCACUGCAGCAUAUAAGAAAUUUAAAAACCCAAUCCAUUGCUCCAAUUCCGCACAUUUCCAUCAAUCCUACGAAACAAAAACUACACACUUUGGCUCAGUCUUUUUUUAUGUGGAUGCCACUUAUAAUUGUUCUUAAUUUCUAAUUCCUUUACGAAGAUACAUUAUGUUCUCGGACAACCUCGUGAAAUUCAUGUAACUUCCGUUUUCCAGAAUUCGAAGGUGCUAGAUGCUCGACUACGUAAAAUCGAUCGAGGAAUCGGAAAACAAUGAAGAUGCUUACCGGAAAGCGGUUGCAGAGAUUAGAAAAGAAAAAGAAGAAAAUGGCAGCUUUAUUAGAAAUCACAAAAUUAAAUGACAAAGACAGAGAAGCCAAGGCACUUGCUAUCAAACAAGCCGAAAUCAAAGCAAAUAUGUUGAACAAUCACAAUAAGUGUAAUGGGAUGACGAGUGGUCAGAGUCCAAAUCGGAAAAGACCUUGCAGUGGGUCUCUAGAUAAUUCAAGUCCAGAGACUAUAAAAGAGAAAGCUGUUGCAAAAAAUGCUGAAGAGCCAGAUCCACUCACAAACAAGAAACCUAGAUUAAGUGGCGAAGAGUACGCCUUAUUGAAAGAAGAACUGAGAGAACGCAGACAAAGAUUGAAAUGCAUACCCCGUCUUCGUCUCAAAGAAGUUGGAGAGAAUGCUAGUUUAAAAAGCGAUGGCAACAACAAAGACAGGAUUCCAAUAUUUUUAAGUGAUGUGCAACAUCUUUUACUUUAUUCGCUAAUAGGCAAUCGCUCUCCCUACUUACCAUUCAGAUGGUGUAUCUUGGACAAAAAUACAAGAUUAACACACACAGUGGUCCUUGUAGUGGAAGGUCUUUCUCUUUAUCACUUUAUGGCAUACGAAUCGAUGUUUCCACACAUAACGUCGAAUUUAGAACACCAAUUGGAGGUCGUUACGCCUGCAGCUUAUGGAGGUUCUAUCGUUGAGGAACUCGUCGCUGUGCCCCUCACAGGAACCCAGAGUCUCAAAUUAAUUCAACAAUUUGGUUCUCUUGAAGCAGCAAUGCAGAGUACAGGAGACCUAGUUAAAUUAUUGAAAGCAGUUUUUCCAAUGAAUCCACCAUUGGGAGCUGAUGGGAAAGCUUUGUCGAGAGAAAUGAUGUCACAAUUGCCACCGCAGGAUACAUUCUCUCGGACCCAACUUCUUCUCUCGCCUUGGCAACUUGUGGAAGAACAAUAUCCACUGCCACUUCAUGGUGUAUUAGCAAAUGAACAUGAGAAAGUUUCUGAUCCCUUUUGUAGGUAUCGUGAUUACGUACUGACGAAGGAUUUGUACGUAGAGGCUACUGCAAAAUCUCCUAUGUUUGGUGUAGAUUGUGAAAUGUGCAAAACAAGCAGCGGAUCCUCGGAACUGACUAGAAUAUCUGUCGUUGACGAAAAGCUGAACACUGUUUACAACACUUUCGUAAAACCUGAGAAUAAAAUUACGGAUUACCUGACCCGAUAUAGUGGAAUCACGGAAGAAAAAUUAAGGGAUGUGACAACAACUUUGGCUGACGUUCAGCAAGCUUUGAGGACUCUACUUCCCCCAGAUGCGAUCCUUGUUGGGCAAAGUUUGCACUUCGAUCUUCAUGCUCUGAAAAUGAUGCAUCCUUAUAUUAUUGACACGGGUGUCAUCUUCAAUAUUAGUGGCGUCAGAUCUCGAAAAACCAAGUUGCAGACUUUAUCGAGAGAAUUUUUGAGCGAGAGAAUUCAGGAAGGAAAGCAAGGACACGAUUCCAUUGAAGAUGCAGCUGCCUCGUUGAAGCUGACACAGCUAAAAUUGAAACACAGUAUAGAGUUUGGAGAUGCGGUUCUGGCCGGUCAAAGAAAGAUAGAGGAGUGGAAGUACGAGGCUGAGUUGAAGAAAUCGAAGGAGGAGAAAUUAGCGGAAAAGGCUAAGAUUCGCAAUUAUGGAAUGUCGCUUUUCAGUCACGUAACGAAGGACAAGAAAACUGCUGCCAUAAUUGGCUGUGAUGGAGUAAUGAAUGAGUAUGCACAGUACUUAAAGACCUCCAGUCUUAGUAUUAUGAAUGAUAGCGAAUUUGACAAGGACGAUCAGGUUCGUCUGGUGGUUUCAGAGGGAAAUAAAAACGCAGUGAAUCGAGCUUCUCAAAUUGCAAUGGAACAUGCGCUCACAAUCUGCCACGUGAGAAUAAGUGAAGAGCAAUUAAAAAAUGAAAAAGUGGAAAAAACUUUUCGAGCGGUGAACAAGUGGGUGCAUAAGCUUUAUCAACAUACUGCAGUCCAUGGACUUGUGUGCGUCGUUUUUGGUGGACAGAGUAAUGCUGCGAAUGGGGCUUGUUUUUUGAAUGUGAAAAAAAAUGUCGACCCGUUGCACAAUAGUGUCGGCCGAGCAUAGAAUUCGCAAAUCAAGAUCUGCAAUUUAUUAGGAUUGUCAGAAAUAAACUUUUUUAUCAAAAGAAUUUUUUGUAAUUAGCAACAUUGUUCACAAAUAUCUUCAGAAAACUGUUGAAACUGGUGCCAAGGAAAAUGCAGAGCGUCUUGUUUGAAUUAUUAUGUUUGCUAGCAAUGUACAAACAAUCGUGUUGUUAAUAAACAUUUUUAUACUGUUUAA
Molecule: messenger RNA, 2636 nt
Organism: Belonocnema kinseyi
Lineage: Eukaryota; Metazoa; Arthropoda; Insecta; Hymenoptera; Cynipidae
Gene: Rexo5
Exons: 10
Coding region: 303-2420 (705 amino acids)
Cellular component (GO): nucleus
Molecular function (GO): exonuclease activity; nucleic acid binding
Source: RefSeq, a predicted model, not a curated record